AUGGCCCCUUUUGUGGGCCCCGGGCUGGAGGUGUUGAUCUAUGAGGUCACCGAGGAGGAUAUGACGUUUCUACCUGGUGGCAAGUUCUACACCGCCUUCAGCCCUAUUCCGGUGUCCAUCAGGCCGGGAUGUUUGCUGAUCACUGACUACUCCACGUGUAACGAGAUUUGGAUGAGUCGCAACGCGGCGGUCUACGACAAUGGUCAAGUCCAGGGACCUGGAGUGCGCAGCCAGGAAGAGAUGAGAGAGCAUUUCCUUCCUUUGAUGAGGCAGCGCGGGAUGAAGCUGCGGCGCGCCGGGCGACGCCUGGCACGUCCCGCAAGGCGUGGCGAGGAGGUGUUGACCAUCAUCAAUGGCGAGGUCGUUGCAAAGACGGUGGUGCUGGAUGACUCCAGCAUGGUCGUCCAAGAAGAAUCUGUGGAUCGCGAGGUCUACGUGUUGGAUGGUCCCUCGUUUGAAGAGACCUACCGACAAUCUGGUUCCGAACUUCCACGCAAGGAUCCCAAGUAUGACGUGCUACGCGCCCGCGGGUUCAAGAUUUAUGAGAAGACUGCAGGAAUGUUCUUGGUCUACAAGGUGACAGAAGAAGACAUGGACUUCGUCUCCAAGGGAAAAUUCCAGGUGCCUUUCAGCAUUGUCCCGCAGCCGUUGAGGCCGGGUGACUACUUGGUGACUCGCUUGCCAGAAAAGAAGGUGGUCUACAUGAGUCGCAACGUGGAGCAGGUCUUCCUCUCGCGUGAAAACUUGGAGGUUCACUUUGCCUUUGCGAGCCCUUUGACCUACAACCCCUUGUGCAUCGAUGGGGAACUGGAAGGCUUGCGCACGGCGGGUGUGUUGGUGCGGCUGACCUGCGCCACGCGAGAGAACUUGCGAGGUCUCAAGGUGCUUCUCAGUUCCUCCAGCGCCACCGUGUUGCACGUGAGUUGCCAUACGGGUUUGAUGCCACAAACCGCGGGCCGUGAGGUCACUUCCAUCUUGGAGGACUUCCGUGGCGGGGGACAUCUUGUGUCGCCGGAGGCUUUCGCGGAUCUGGUCAUUGGUUCGGGCGAAUCAGCGCCACAACUGCUGGUGGUUCUCAGUUGUCAUUCCGAGGCUUUCGCCUUAACUUCCUUGGAGCGUGGCGUCAAGCGCGCUGUGGCCGUGCGCGCGGAGAGUUCGCUGUUGGACCACGCAGCACGGGACUUCACCGUUACCUUCUAUGCUGAGUUGCGCACACAUUGGAACGUGCAGCGUGCCUUCCAUAUCGCCCUGGAAACGAUGAGGGCCUCAAGGGAACCUGGAGUUGCCGAUGAAGCAGAGAAGUUGGUUCUUCUUCCAGAGGGUGCUCACGAGUUUGAAUUGGGAGAAGCCUACGUCUUAGGUCUGCAGGAGGAACUGCCGGCUGAACUGGACAAAACCAUUGCGGUGCGGGUGCCUUUUGACGCUGGAGAGGAGCCAGCGAACGUCGUGAGUUCGCUCUUCGAUCCCCGCAGUUUGGAACGCUUAUGCGACCUCCCAUGCCUCUCGAGGGGGAGGUUUGUGAGUCAAGCUCUAGCAGGCUUCUCCAACUACCGAGUUUUGAAGGUUUCUGGGGAUGCUGGUGAUCUGCAGGACUUUGCCGCUGUGCUGGCUCGCUUCGCAUGCUUUCCCGGUGGCAGGCUCUUCCCAGGCGGCGCCUUGGUGGUGAAAGCUCCCGAGGAAGAUCGGGAUGCCCGGGAUGUCUUGUCUCAGCAGCAGAUGUGUGACAUUUUCUUGCCCCUCAUGAGGACCUAUGGCACAGUGGUCCAAAAGAUGGGGCAACGCUUGGCAAGACCUGCUCACAAAGGGGAGGAGGUGCAAACCAUCAUCAACGGCGAAACUGUGGCCAAAACCGUGGUCUCGGACGACGAGUCUCCGGAAAAUGAAGCGGCGGAAGAUAGAUUUUCCGAGAAAUGCACCAUCGCAAUUUCAGAGGACAUUGAGUUGAUUGCAUACACUCAAACAGACGACCAGACCUUGUGGAUUGGUUCAGCCAUUUUCCCGAUGAUUUGGCCACAGCUGUCGAUGAAGAACCUCAUGAAAAAGGCUUAUGAACUCCGUGCUUCAGUGGAAGAUACUCAUCGCAGACUGGCCGGGCUGGGAAGUUCCGACUUUUUCCGUUUCGAAAUCGACCCCUGUGGGAAAAAGGCCUGGCCAGACCACACAGAAGUGGUGGCUUCCGCAAACGGCUUUGCCAACCUCUUUGGCUGUCUCCUACCUCACUUGGGGGAUGAGCCAUUGGAAGCGGGCUUUGGCAGAUCGAAUGGUGUGUGGCAAAGUGUGACUGUAGAUUCUACUUUGGUUUUGCCGCCGUUCAUGUGGCCAAAUGAUGGUCUUCAGGCAUUUCUUGAAGCCUCCUGGUGGGUCUGUUUCAACCGAGAGGACCACAACAUCCAGUCAAGUUUCGAAAGACCGAUCUUGAGUGAUUUCUUACUCUUUUGCCUGGGACCCACCAAUUCUUCACAAGAGCAGGUCCCAGACCAGGUUUCCUUGGCCUUGUGCGUUCUGACACAGAUAGCGCAGUUGCUGGAUGAACACACCACCCAGCUUUCCAGAACACGAGAAAUCAUCCACCGUUCCAAAGCUGUGGCCAGCAAAGCCAAAUGGCGACACGAAGCCAAAGACAAAGGUCUCGAAGUUGCCACGAAGCUGUGGUUUCAUCCAGGUUUUGUCUAUUUUGAUGGGAGUACCGUCUCGCGUUCUCCCAUCGAAUUGUUCCACUUUUAUUCACCUGACAUUCAGCGCGGUGGCUAUGGACCACCCAUUGAUCUGAAGCGAGAUCGAUCUGCCAUCGCCAGCACUGCAAGGUUUCUCCAAAUUGCUUGGCGCGUGGCUCACAAGAACCACGGCAGAGUAAUUAAGGACUCGCUUCUGGUCAAACCAGGUGGUGUGAGGGCCUCUAGCUCAUGCACAGGUGCCUACACAUCGGAAAUGGCUCUAGCGAUUCUUCAGAAGACUGUAAAUGAGAGCCGCCUACUUCCGCGGAAGGUUACCAUGACACCGGUAUCCACACAUGAAAUCGACGAGCACUGCAGGCAGCUCAUCGUUGAUCACAGUGCUUGGAUUCAGGAAACCACCGGCGACUUCUCCCAUUCAUUGCUGAUGAGCAUGAUCGAGUACCUGUACAACGACGACUAUGAUCUCUACUCGAUCUACGUGGACGUGUCGGAUCAGGGGCACAGCGGGGCAAGGUACAUCAUUUGCGCGCACAAACUGCGAACGGAGAUGUUGCUGGACCCAGUGGAGUUCUACCGGGAGAUCACAAGCUACUUGAGAGCAUCUCUGUCCACAGUGCCUAGUUCCUAUCUGAUUUCUGAUCAUUGCGAGAUCAUGCGAGAGGCUAGCGCUCUAGCAGAAAGGCGGAAGCUCCCUUUUAUCCCUGUACGACCCGGGGAAGACAUUGAUUUGACCCACUUGCUCAACCAACGCGAAGCCGGGGUUCUACGAGAGCUUUGUCAGACUUACAGGGACAAGUAUGGAAAAGACCCAGAGAGCAACCCAAACCUCUUCAUUUUUCUAGGUGACAGUGCAGCUAGGACUAGCUGGACUGCAGCCAGCAACAAACUUCCGACUUUUAGAAGGAAUGGAGGGCUGUAUUGGGGGGUCAUGCACCGCCGCUGGCUCACUUGCAGAGAGAAGCUAGCUGCGCUGGGCUUCCCGGUAUGUCCAGAUUCAGCCCUGAGCAUGGGCGUGCCAGUUCUUCCAGUUUCGGACCGCCGACGUGCCGCAGCAGUUUGUGGCAAUUCCAUGCACUUUUCAAGUGUCGGGGUCAUUCAGCUGGUUGCUUUGUGUUCAUUUCGGCUAAAGUAG
Molecule: messenger RNA, 3807 nt
Organism: Cladocopium goreaui
Lineage: Eukaryota; Dinophyceae; Suessiales; Symbiodiniaceae
Source: the annotation of a GenBank genome assembly